AUGUCACCCUCUGCCAGCUCCAAAACGAUACAGAGUAACACUUCGCCAAUUAAACAUAACUUGGACAGUAAUAGUUCCAAUAAAACUAGCUCUCAUGAUAUUCCAAAGCACUUAUGGAAUAAUAGACACUUCUUGUUUGAAAAAUUUGAUGACAUAAUUCUUUUGGACUAUGAAUCAUUUUAUUCCGUGUGCUCUGAAAUUUUGAGCAAGCAUAUUGCCAAGAGGUGUGAGGGUUACAAUGUAGCGAUGGACCCGUUUUGUGGCGCCGGAGGUAAUGUAAUUCAGUCAGCAAUGAAGUAUAAAAAAGUGAUCGCGAUAGACAUUGACCCGAACAAAUUGGAAUUUGCUAAGAAGAAUGCGGAAAUAUAUGGUGUGAGGGAUAAGAUUGAAUUCAUCGAGGAUGAUUUUUUCACUUUAGCUAAAGACCUAAAGAAAUACAAAGCUGAAGUCAUUGUAACUUCGUCUCCAUGGGGAGGACCGUCGUACAAAAACCAUAAAACAUACAGUUUGGAGAAAAAUAUGUGUAGUGAAUACGAUGGUGGCGGUUGA
This is a messenger RNA of Daktulosphaira vitifoliae (grape phylloxera), 549 nucleotides long. Its product is annotated as trimethylguanosine synthase-like. Gene Ontology annotation, cellular component: nucleus. NCBI's taxonomy places the organism in Eukaryota, Metazoa, Arthropoda, Insecta, Hemiptera, Phylloxeridae. The record is from RefSeq and is a predicted model, not a curated record. The transcript has 3 exons. The coding region runs from base 1 to 549 and encodes 182 amino acids. Gene Ontology annotation, molecular function: RNA cap trimethylguanosine synthase activity. Gene Ontology annotation, biological process: 7-methylguanosine RNA capping; 7-methylguanosine cap hypermethylation.